This is a messenger RNA of Fulvia fulva, 597 nucleotides long. Its product is annotated as Vacuolar protein-sorting-associated protein 46. The record is from RefSeq and is a predicted model, not a curated record. Gene Ontology annotation, cellular component: multivesicular body; ESCRT III complex. The coding region runs from base 1 to 597 and encodes 198 amino acids. NCBI's taxonomy places the organism in Eukaryota, Fungi, Ascomycota, Dothideomycetes, Mycosphaerellales, Mycosphaerellaceae. Gene Ontology annotation, biological process: protein transport; late endosome to vacuole transport; endosome transport via multivesicular body sorting pathway. The transcript has 4 exons.
AUGUCUGGCCUCGAGAAAGCCCUCUUCAACCUAAAGUUCACGGCGAAGCAACUCAAUCGUCAGGCAGCGAAAGCGAGCAAAGAUGAGCAGACAGAGAAGGCCAAGCUGAAGAAGGCCAUCCAGCAAAACCACACCGACAUCGCCAAAAUCUACGCCCAAAAUGCGAUCCGCAAGAAGAACGAGAACCUCAACCUCCUACGAUUAGCCUCACGAAUCGAUGCCGUAUCCUCACGAGUACAGACAGCCGUCACCAUGCGACAAGUGACUGGCAGUAUGGCGAAUGUGGUCAAGGGCAUGGACAAUGCGAUGAGGAGCAUGAACCUAGAGCAGAUAUCAGCAGUGAUGGACCGCUUCGAGACACAAUUCGAGGAUCUCGACGUUGCGACAGGAUACUACGAGAACGCGACCUCAUCCGCGACCGCAACAGCCACACCACAAGAGGAUGUCGAUAAGCUGAUGGGACAAGUGGCAGACGAAGCUGGGGUUGAGCUGAGUCAGGAGAUGGCAGGCGCAACACCGGCUCAGAAUAUACAGCAGCCGGCGGAAGAGGAGCGGGAAGACAAGCUGGGCGAGCGGCUGCGUGCGCUCAGGAGCUAG